AUGGCUACUCUCCGACUCGCCAGCCGAGGCGCCAGGAGCCUGUGCAUGCGGCCAGCAACAUUCGCCGCCCGCCCUUUCUCGACCACCUGUCUGCGAAAGCACGCCGCCCCUGUCGAGACCGUUGGCACCAGGCUCGUGCCCGUUGACGAAGACUUCUCCGCUGAGGAUUCAUACGGCCUGUCCAAGCCCCGAACUGCCGGUACCCGAAAGUCGCGCGAGAACUCGGUUCAGGACCGAAAGGUUCGACACUACACAGUCAACUUCGGUCCCCAGCAUCCCGCUGCCCACGGCGUGUUGCGUCUGAUUCUCGAGCUCAAUGGUGAAGAAAUCGUCCGAGCCGAUCCUCACGUCGGUCUGCUGCACCGAGGUACCGAGAAGUUGAUCGAGUACAAGACAUAUCUCCAGGCUCUGCCCUACUUCGAUCGACUCGAUUAUGUCUCCAUGAUGACCAAUGAGCAGUGCUUCUCGCUCGCCGUGGAGAAGCUUCUCAACGUUGAAAUUCCUGAGCGAGCAAAGUUCAUCCGAACCCUGUUUGGCGAGAUCACCCGUGUUCUCAACCAUCUGAUGUCCGUUCUCUCUCACGCUAUGGAUGUUGGUGCUUUGACACCUUUCCUGUGGGGUUUCGAGGAGCGUGAGAAGCUCAUGGAAUUCUACGAGCGUGUUUCCGGUGCUCGUCUCCACGCUGCCUACGUUCGACCCGGUGGUGUCCACCAAGAUAUCCCCGUUGGUCUUCUCGACGAUAUUUACCAGUGGGCCACCCAGUUCGGCGACCGAAUCGACGAGACCGAGGAGAUGUUGACUGAUAACCGUAUCUGGAUUGAGCGAUUGAGAGGUGUUGGUGUUGUUCCUGCUGCGGAGGCUCUGAACCUCUCCUUCACCGGUGUCAUGCUCCGAGGUUCCGGUAUUCCCUUCGAUAUCCGCAAGAACCAGCCCUACGACGCUUACGACCAGGUUGAGUUCGAUGUUCCCGUUGGAACCAACGGUGACUGUUACGACCGAUACCUUUGCCGAAUGGAGGAGUUCCGACAGUCCCUCCGUAUUAUCCACCAGUGCCUCAACAAGAUGCCUGAGGGCCCUGUCCGUGUUGAGGAUUACAAGGUCUCUCCUCCUCCCCGAGCUGCCAUGAAGGAGAACAUGGAGGCCCUUAUCCACCACUUCCUGCUUUACACCAAGGGUUACGCAGUUCCCCCUGGUGAGACAUACUCCGCGAUUGAGGCCCCUAAGGGUGAGAUGGGUGUCUACGUUGUCUCUGACGGCAGUGAGCGACCAUACCGAUGCCAUAUCCGCGCUCCCGGUUUUGCCCACUUGGGUGGUUUCGAUCACGUCUCCAAGGGUCACUUGCUGGCUGAUGCUGUGGCGGUUAUUGGUACUAUGGAUUUGGUGUUCGGUGAGGUCGAUAGGUAA
Molecule: messenger RNA, 1404 nt
Organism: Fusarium sp. VM40
Lineage: Eukaryota; Fungi; Ascomycota; Sordariomycetes; Hypocreales; Nectriaceae
Source: the annotation of a GenBank genome assembly